GGCGCAAUUGUUAAUCCAUUAUCUCGGAACAGUUUUUUUCAAGUUGUCCAGAUGAUAGCUCAAUCUUUUGGGGUUAGAGACGACAAAGAGUUAGGCUGCAAAGGCAUAAUGGAACUGGGAAUCCCAAAACUUGAAGAUAUGUCAUUUGAAUGGUCUAAUUGUUCGAAAUCAGAAUUCCAGCGAGUACUUACCGAUUCUAAUUAUUCUUGUUACAAACUAUCAUCUACAAUCUCGGAUGACCCUGAUCCAUCACCAGCAAGGGUCUUAAUUUUAAGCCCAGCGACCCAAAUUCAUUACGCUUUUUAUACAAGCGACCAUCAAUUGAGAAUUGAACGUUCUGGAAAUAUUUUUCAAGGUUCUGAAUUUUGGAAUAAUUAUAGAAACCCGAAGACUAAUCGCAGCAAUACUUAUGUUCAAAAUGUAUUACUGAUUCUUGAUUAUAAUUUGAGAGACUUAUACAAUGACAAAUAUGAAUUGGCAAUUCCAGUUCUUCAGGCUUUAGAAAAAGCAGCUGUUAGAUUAAAUGAGAUAGAAAGUCCAAAAAUUUUAUUAAGUGUUAAAGGAAUUAUUGUGCCUGAAGUAAGAAUUGAAGAAUUCUGAGUUUUUAAUUUUUAUAAAAAAUUUAUUUCAUAAUUACAGCAUUCAGAUGUCUUUGGGUUACC
Molecule: messenger RNA, 662 nt
Organism: Cotesia glomerata
Lineage: Eukaryota; Metazoa; Arthropoda; Insecta; Hymenoptera; Braconidae
Exons: 5
Coding region: 52-600 (182 amino acids)
Source: RefSeq, a predicted model, not a curated record